AUGAAGGAAUCUAUGAAUUUUAUAAACCAUAAAUACGAAACCAUCAUACAGGAUAACGGGGAUACUAGGGACAAAUUGAGGCAAUUACAAGAAGAAAACGGAUCAAUGCAGUCUAAAAUUGAUGACCUUACCAGUCGAGUGAACCAGUUGGAGCAAAAUUCACGGAUGACUAAUAUUGAGAUUCAGUGUAUGCCCGAAAAAAAAGAUGAAAAUUUACUGAAUCUUGUAAUUGAAUUAGGCAAAACAAUUAACUGUAAUAUCUCGGAAGACAACCUUGCGCACUACACUCGUAUUGCUAAACUUAAAAAAGACUCCGUUCGACCCAGGUCAAUCAUAGUGCAAUUUAACUCCUCAAAAAAGAGAGACCAAUACUUGGCAGCAGCAAUCAAAUAUAAUAAACUCAAUCCAAACGACAAACUUAACAGCUCGCACGCCGGGCUACCUGGACCUAAGUCGCCAAUUUUCAUCUGCGAACACCUCUCUGCUACAAACAAGGCCUUACACGCAGCAGCUAGACAAGCUGCUAAAGACAAGGGGUACAAAUACGUUUGGGUGCGGAGUGGACGUGUCUAUAUGCGAAAAACAGAACACUCAGAGUAUAAGAUCAUUAGGAAUAUUAACAGUUUGAAUAAUCUACCAUAA
This is a messenger RNA of Melitaea cinxia (Glanville fritillary), 642 nucleotides long. RefSeq lists its product as uncharacterized. The transcript has a single exon. The coding region runs from base 1 to 642 and encodes 213 amino acids. NCBI's taxonomy places the organism in Eukaryota, Metazoa, Arthropoda, Insecta, Lepidoptera, Nymphalidae. The record is from RefSeq and is a predicted model, not a curated record.